Molecule: messenger RNA, 1119 nt
Organism: Effrenium voratum
Lineage: Eukaryota; Dinophyceae; Suessiales; Symbiodiniaceae
Source: the annotation of a GenBank genome assembly
AUGCGCGUGACCCUUGAGCGAGCCAACCUUCUGAAAUCCCUCAAUCAUGUGCAUCGCGUCGUCGAGCGGCGCAACACGAUCCCGAUUCUGUCGAACGUGUUGCUGAAAGCCGAUGGCGGAAGCCUCGCCAUGACUGCGACCGACCUGGACCUUGAGAUCAACGAGGCGGUGCCGGCGCAUGUGGAACAGGCCGGUGCGACCACCGUCCCCGCGCACCUUCUCUACGACAUCGUCCGCAAGCUGCCGGACGGCUCGGAGGUCAUGCUGUCGACCGAUGCGGACGGCGCUACGAUGAGCGUCGUCACCGGCCGGUCGCAGUUCAAGCUGCAGUGCCUGCCCGAAUCCGACUUCCCGCAACUGGCGGCCGGCGAAUUCGACCACAGUUUCCGACUGGACAGCGCCGUGCUGCGCCGGCUGAUCGAGGCGACCCAGUUCGCCAUCUCGACCGAAGAGACGCGCUAUUAUCUGAACGGCAUCUAUCUGCACACGGCCGAAGCCGACGGCGACAUCGUGCUGCGCGCGGUUGCCACAGACGGCCAUCGCCUGGCCCGUGCCGAAACCAAGGCGCCGGACGGCGCCGAGAGCAUUCCCGGCGUGAUCGUGCCGCGCAAGACGGUGGGCGAACUCCAGAAGCUGGUCGACGAUCCGGACGUGUCGGUGCAGAUCGAACUGUCCGACAGCAAGGUCAGGUUGACCAUUGGUUCUGUCGUGCUGACAUCGAAGCUGAUCGACGGCACCUUUCCCGAUUAUCAGCGCGUCAUUCCGGUCGGCAACGACAAGGACAUGGUCAUCGACCGCAAGGUCUUCACCGAGGCCGUCGACCGCGUAUCGACGGUCUCGUCGGAACGGGGCCGCGCGGUCAAGCUGGCGCUGUCGGACGGGCAGUUGACGCUGGCCGUCAACAACCCCGAUUCCGGUUCGGCGACCGAGGAGUUGCCGGCCGGUUACGACGCCGAGGCGAUCGAGAUCGGUUUCAAUGCGCGUUAUCUUCUCGACAUCGCCAGCCAGCUCGGCAGCAACGAGGUGAAGUUCUCGUUCGCCGAUGCCGGCUCGCCGACGCUGAUCGAGGACCCCGAGGACAAGAACGCGCUCUAUGUGCUCAUGCCGAUGCGCGUCUGA